AUGGGAUGUACUCAUAGCAAAAACUCAAAGUCUAAAUCUGGUGUUGCGAAGAAUGAACAUCCGUUGGAACGAUCACUUCAUCACAGUCGCGUAGCCCAUUUCGAGGAGACGCAUCCAACUACCCAAUCAACGAGCGUCGAGCCAGAAGAGCCGCAAAUGAACCAUUACACGAAGAACUUGCUAAAUGAGACGAGAGAAUCGACGCAUCAGAACACUGUAGCCCAGGAUAAAAGUGCCAAAAAGCAAGAUACUAAAACACAAUCCACUCCUACUGUUAAAGCGGAUCAGAACAUCACGAUUCCUACUCAAAACAAACAGUAUGAAUUUUAUCAUUUUACAAUUUCAAAUUUAAAAAAACGUUCCAGACAAUAUUCUGAGGCUCCUGCUGAUAAGAUGGAGACAGCUCCCGACACAGCGCUUCCCCCAACUGUUCAACAGAAACAGUUUGUUUCUUCGACUUAUUAUCCGAUGCCAACAGUUGGGGAAAAACAAAAAUCUCCGGAAAAGAAGAAAACGACAAAAAGAGUUGAACAGAGUGAGGAGAAAAAGAAAAAGAAGGAUCAACAAAAAUCAGCAGUUAUUGGACCAAACUAUCGUCCUCAACUGACUCCGGAAGAUAUGGAGUAUAUCAGACGAUCGGUUCAACAGAGAAACGAAAGGCGCGCCUACAUGAUGGCUCAUCGAAAUGAGACGGACGACACGCUGUAUGAGCUGGAACUGAGGAUGCCGGAAAAGGAUUACACAAAUCGAAUCGAAGCGACACAGAACUCUCGCGUAUACUGA
Messenger RNA from Caenorhabditis briggsae, 783 nucleotides. The record is from RefSeq and is a predicted model, not a curated record. NCBI's taxonomy places the organism in Eukaryota, Metazoa, Nematoda, Chromadorea, Rhabditida, Rhabditidae. Bases 1 to 783 code for a protein of 260 amino acids. The transcript has 5 exons.